AUGGAAACCACUGCCAUGGGCAACAAGCACUGGUCCCAAGUGCCCGAGGGCCACGUGGCCGUUGGCCGCCCCCGGAGCGGACCAGUGCUGCCCAAGGUCCGACCCAUCCGACGGGUCUCGUCCGCGCCGGAUCUCGGCUUGGAUGUGAAGACCUUGUUUGACGACAAGGUCGAGCUACCUGGCACUCCUCCAGUCACUCCUCCUGGCAUCUUGGAGCUUCGAAUGGAGCUUCGGGUCCGCAAAGAAGAGAGGCGCCCUGUCCCAAGUUGUCGAAAGGCCUACUGCGGCGGCUUGGUGCCGUUGCCCAGCCUCCGCAAGGGUUCGCAGGUCGCUCAGCCAAAGAUGCUCCCAGAGGAGCUUGUGCUGAAAGGUGCAAAGCCGAAGAAGGCGAAGAAGGUGCCAAUUGGGCCGACUUUCGAUCCCAGUCAGUUGAGCCAUUUCCUGUCGUCCACACAGGAGAGCAUCUGGCGGCACUACUUUGGAGAUGCCAAAGGCCAUGAGCCACCGAUGCUGGAAGAUGCAGAUCGAGAUGUCACAGAUGCUGUGGCCGAGUGA
Messenger RNA from Durusdinium trenchii, 555 nucleotides. Lineage: Eukaryota; Dinophyceae; Suessiales; Symbiodiniaceae. The record is from the annotation of a GenBank genome assembly.